Clonostachys rhizophaga is the source of this 426-nucleotide messenger RNA. Lineage: Eukaryota; Fungi; Ascomycota; Sordariomycetes; Hypocreales; Bionectriaceae. The record is from the annotation of a GenBank genome assembly.
AUGGAGUGCUACACCUCCCGAGUGCUGCACCUUACAAGCACGGCACCUCUCGAGUGCUACACCUUCCAGCACUACACGCGGCCACCUCCACGGAGUGCUAUGCCUAAUGCUUUGGUAGUACUAUCUAUAGCAUUUGAGGAGUGCUACACCUUCCAAGCACGACACCUCCUAAGCACGACACGUCUCGAGUACUACGCCUCCCGAGUGCUACACCCCUCGAGCACUACAGUUCCCGAGUACUACACAUCCCGAGUGCUACACCCCUCGAGCACUACAGUUCCCGAGUGCUAUACAUCCCGAGUGCUACACCCCUCAAGCACUAUAGUUCCCGAGUACUACACCUCCCAAGCACGACACGUCUCGAGUGCUACACAUCUCGAGUGCUAUACCUCCCGAGUGCUACACCCCUCGAGCACUACAGUUCCC